AUGGCCUUCGUGACCUUCUGCGGGCUGAGGACGGGGGACCUGAGGCUGAUCGCUAGGACUGUGCUGCCGAAAAUUUUCUUGGAGAACCUCCAUCUGCAUGCAUGCGAGGUGCUGAAAGGGAGGCGAGCUGUUGUGCUCACCACCUUGCCGAGGCUCGUGGUGGAGGGAUUCUUGAAGGAGUACUUAGAGGUGGGGGAGGUGGUGGGGGCGGAGCUGCAGGUGGUGAAGGGCUGCUACUUCACGGGGGUCAUCUCUUGGCCUGACAAACAGAGAGCUCUCAAGGACAUGGUCAAGGCCGGUGCGACCAUUGUGAACCUCUCCAAUGUCCACCACCACCAACUCUCGGCCAAGGAAAUUUAUGUCGUGAGAGAGGAGGAAUCAAGGAGUGAGAGCAGCAAAAUGCCGAGAAACAAGUACCCGAAGCCACUUGUGUUCCAUGACAGAAGACUGGCUUUUCUCCCGACGCCAUGCGAGAUGAUGGCGUUCUUCAUGUGGAUACCCGUGGCAAUCCCUUUGGCCGUGUUCAGGAUCGCGAUGGGGAUCGUUUUCCCUUAUAAAAUAUCCAUCUUCAUCGCUGUCGUCACCGGAAUCCGAUUCCGGAGGGCCGGAGAUGGGAAAGCGAACGGGGAGAAGAAGGGGGUGGUGUACGUGUGCACGCACCGGACGCUGUUGGACCCGGUGAUGCUGUGCUCGGCGUUGGAGAGGACGGUGCCGGCCGUGACGUACAGCCUAAGCCGGGUGUCGGAGGCGUUGGCGCCGAUGCGGACUGUGCGGCUGACCUGGGACAGGGGACGAGACGCGGCGACAAUGCGGCGGCUGCUGGCGGUGGAGGGGGGCCUGGCGGUGUGCCCGGAGGGGACGACGUGCCGGGAGCCGUACCUGCUGCGGUUCAGCCCGCUGUUCGCGGAGGUGGCGGAGGAGGUGGUACCGGUGGCUCUGGACGCGCGGGUGGGAAUGUUAUGCCAUGCAUAUGGGCACCCGCUGGAAAGCUACAAUUCUGAACCUGCAGAGAAGCGCAGUAGUGGGCAUGCAGAUUUAUGUAUUAUGCGGUAUACGAUUCCCUCGUCGCACCUGUCCUUUCUGCCGCCGCGGGUAAGGAUGGAAGGGGGAGAGGAGAGAAACAUGGAGGGGGCGGAACAGCAACAACAAGAAGAAGAGAGCGACCCCACCGAAGAGGUCGCAGGCGACAAGUCGAAGAAGAAGAAGCAGCCGAUCAAGGUGGUGUACAUCUCGAACCCCAUGAAGGUGAAGGCCACCGACGACGAGUUCCGCUCCGUCGUCCAGGGGCUUACCGGCCGGGACUCCGACCUCGAGUCGACCCUCUCCAAAUACGGGGACGACGGAGAGGGAAAAAGUAUAGUCAAGUUCUGUAAGAUCUGA
Molecule: messenger RNA, 1380 nt
Organism: Zingiber officinale
Lineage: Eukaryota; Viridiplantae; Streptophyta; Magnoliopsida; Zingiberales; Zingiberaceae
Product: glycerol-3-phosphate acyltransferase 1-like
Exons: 5
Coding region: 1-1380 (459 amino acids)
Biological process (GO): cutin biosynthetic process
Cellular component (GO): membrane
Molecular function (GO): phosphatase activity; glycerol-3-phosphate 2-O-acyltransferase activity
Source: RefSeq, a predicted model, not a curated record